Sarcophilus harrisii (Tasmanian devil) is the source of this 2931-nucleotide messenger RNA. RefSeq names its product G-patch domain containing 11 (gene GPATCH11). The record is from RefSeq and is a predicted model, not a curated record. NCBI's taxonomy places the organism in Eukaryota, Metazoa, Chordata, Mammalia, Dasyuromorphia, Dasyuridae. Gene Ontology annotation, molecular function: nucleic acid binding. The coding region runs from base 1899 to 2690 and encodes 263 amino acids. The transcript has 9 exons. Gene Ontology annotation, cellular component: kinetochore.
UUGCUUUCUAAUUUUAGGUAAAAUGAAACUAGUGUUAUCCCUUCUAUCUAGGAUGUCUUUUAAUAUUCAUUCUAUAUUCAGGAAACGGUUAUAGCUACUCUGUGCAGAACAUUGUGUUAGGUGUUAGGGGAGAUACAAAAAUUAAAUAAGAGGCUCUACCCUUUUAGAGCUUGCUACAGUCUCAUAGAGAUUCAAAUACAAAUAACUAUUUUACAAAAUGAUACAAAAAGUACAUAGGGGAGUAUAAACCAUGCAUUUAUCAAGAUCUGUAUAGCAUCAUCUUUACUGAUAGUAGGGGAGAAAGAAGAUUUCAUGGAGAAAGCAGUAUUUAGGAGGCAAAAAAUAGGAUAUUGAUUUGAACUGGACCUUCCAGGAUAGAAGGAUUUUUUCAGGCAGAGGUGGGACUGAAAGAUAUUCCAAUGAUUAAAAAAUGGCUUAUUAUAAACAGAGCCACAGAAGUGACUCAGCAAAGUCCAGAUUGGCUAAAACUUAACCUAUAGGGAUAAGUAAUUGAAGAUAAGACCAAGAAGAUAGAAUGACAUGUGGUUCUGGAAAACCUUAAGUCUCAGUGUGGAGUUUUAUGUGGCAAAGCAGUAAGGAGUCAUUGAAGGAUUUUGAGCAGGGAAAUCUUGUCUUGGUCAGAUUUGUAUUUAUAGAACAUUAGUCAUGAAGAGGUAUGAAAAAGGGAUUAGUGGGAAGAAAAUGGAUUUUAGAAAACUAGUUAGACUUUUAUAGUGCAUCCAGGUAAGAAAGAUAACCCAAACUAGGGCAGUAAUAGUUAUGGUAAUUAUCAUAACACACCUUUAUGGAUAUGCAUUUACAAAGUACUUCCCUCAUAAUCUUUGAGGAAGAUAAGAGAGUAAGGGAUAUAAAUGACAGAUUUCAGAGGCACAUCAAAAACAGAAGAAAAUAAAAGAUAAAACUAGUUCUAAGCAUGACUUGAGUGAAUGGUGAUCUCAGACAGGAUUUAAGGAGAAAGAAAAGUUCAGUUUUAGAUACAUUGAUAUAAGAUGCUAGUGGUUAAUAGAGGUAAAAAUGCUCUAAGUAAUUUAAUAUUUAUCCAUCGGAGGCUUAGAACAAAGAUCAAAGUUGGAAUUAUGAAAUAAGAAAUCAUAUUUAGAUAUUAUUGUUAAAAUCAUGAAAAUGAUUUCCAAGGGAGAGAACUAAGAGCGAGGAUGAACUCUUAGAGAAUUGGGGAAAAGAAAGAGUCAGCAAAAGAGAAAAAUCAGAAACCAAGAGAAAGAAUUAAGAAUGAUGCCUCAGGAAGUUCAUAGAGGAGUAGUAUCAAAAACUGUAGAGAUGUCAAGAAGAAUGAUGUCAUUGGAUUUGUUUAUAUAGUGUAAUACAUAGUAAGUACUUGUUACAUUUUUGGUUGAUUAAUGAAUAGAAGCUAGAUUGCAAGAAGUUGAAUGAACAAUUGUUCAUUACAAAUAGUAGAAGUAUUAAGUAUAAGAUAGAUUGAAGUGAUAAUGAAAAUGAUUUUUGAGAUUAGGAAGACCUGAACAUUUUUCAAGGCAGAUAUAUUAAUCAGAGGGAAAGAUUAAAGAAAGAAGGAGGCAUGAUGAGACAAGGAGACAAAGUAGUGAUGAUUAUUUGGAGAAUGGUCCUGUAAGAAACGGGAAGAAAAAGUGCAGGAAUUAAUCAUAGUAAAUAAUAGGAAUUCCUCAUCUUUUGAGACAGGAUAGAAAAGGAAUGUUUUUCAAGUAAGGACAAGACAUUGAUUAACAGAAAACUGAAGAAAAUACUCCAAAAUGGGAGAACCACAUGAAAGAAAGUAGAGGAUAGAAUGGCUUUUAAGGGGAACAAUAGAUUAAUUUGGCUAGAGAAAAGAUAAAUGGAAGAUUUCGUAAGGAGCCAUUAAAGUUACCAUUUAAGAAAAUUCAGAGCUAAAGUUGAACAUGGCAGAAGAAGAAGAAGACUAUAUGUCUGAUUCCUUCAUUAAUGUGAAAGAAGACAUCAGACCUGGAUUGCCCAUGUUGAGGAGAAUCAGAGAGGCUCAUCAAAAAGAAGAAAAGCAUCGGGAAGCCAAUCUAAAAAACAGACAAAAGAGCUUAAAAGAAGAGGAAAAAGAAAGACGUGAUAAUGUUUUGAAGAGUGCUUUGGGUAGUGAAAAUAAGGGAUUUGCUUUGCUUCAAAAGAUGGGGUAUAAAAGUGGACAGGCUCUUGGCAAGAGUGGUAGUGGCAUUGUUGAACCCAUUCCUCUAAACAUCAAAACAGGAAGAAGUGGCAUUGGUCAUGAGACAUUAAUAAAACGGAAAGCUGAGGAAGAAUUGGAAAAUUACCAAAGAAAAAUCCAUUUGAGAAAGCAAACUGAAGAAAAAGCUGCAGAUCAGUUUCGAUUGCGACUCAAAAGUAAAAAAGAAGAACUUAAGUUAGAAAGUGAUCUUAAAAGAAGUCAGAGAGCCUGCCAUCAAUUAGACACACAGAAGGAUAUUCAAGUUCCUAGGGAGCCAUGGUACUGGUUCAUGCCAGAAAAAGAGGAACAGGAAGAUGAAGAAGAGAAAGGAGAGAAAGAACAGGAAGAAGAUGAAUAUGGUUGUGAAGAAUUAAGUGUAUUAGAAAAAUUAGAAAUUCUGACAAGAUAUUUAAGAGAAGAACAUCAGUACUGUAUUUGGUGUGGAACAACCUAUGAAGAUGAGGAAGAUUUAUCUUUGAACUGCCCUGGACCAACCUCUGCAGAUCAUGACUAAAAAAAUUUCCUAUUAAAAGGGGACCUAGAAAAUGUCAGUGUUUCUUUAAUACUUUGUAUGGUUGAAUAUUUUAAAUUUCACAUUUAUUGAUCAGGGCAAUUCAGAACACCAGACUAUAAAGCUAUAUUUUUCUGCAAGAGUCAUUCAUCAGAAAAAAAAAAAAAAAAAAAAAAGUCAUUCAUCAGUUUGUGAAAAUAGUAAGAUGCUGUUUCAAAGCAAAAAAAAAAAAAAAAAAAAAAAA